CCCUUAGUCUUUUUCCUUUCAGGAAACACAUCCUGUUCACAUCUGACUGCUGUGGCAGUGGCUCUGUUUGUUGCAGCCAGCUACGCCCUGAGGCUCACCAAAAACAGCCACAAAAACAACCAUUUCCUCUCCAUUGAGAGAUAGGAGGAAAAAACUUCCUUGCAGCAGAGGUUCUGCUAUCCUGCUUCUACCUCACACAGCCCUGACAUUCGCAGAAGAACAGGGGCAGCAGAACAGAUUUCCUCAGAAUACACCAGCUUUCCAGGGCUCCUUGGGGAAUAAGUGUUGAAUUUUUCCUCAGAAUUUGUCUUGGUGUUAAGAAUGAAUUUCUACUGCGUCUGUGGGAUGCUCUGAGUUUGGGGCAGCUGUGAAACGAUUUAAGAGCUCUUGCUGCCUAACUCCUAUGCAGAUCUUAGUCUCCUCUCACAGCUGUGUUCCAGAAGGUUGAGGCACCCGGCACCGUUUGCAGGCAUUUUAGCCUCCACUAUCCAAGAAGGCAGCACUUCCUACAUCAACAUUUUGCAAGUUGGUUCCAGAAAGAAUGCACCUCAUCUUUCAGCUCUUCACCAGCUUGGCUCUGCUCAAAGUGCAGGAAGGUGGAUAAGGCACCGCUUGGGAAGACAGAACUCUGGAAGCCUCGCUUCUGCUCGUUAUAUGGAUUGCCCCUCUCUGCCUAGUUGCUCUUUGUGCAAUCAGAAACCUCCCAGGAGCUGACUUUGAGAAUGAAUGGUGAUGUUCUCUAGCCAUUCAUAACUUCAUCCUGCGCCUGCCUCCCAUCUGCAGCCCCAAUUAAAUGUACUGCAGCUGAUCGGGACUCUUGGAUCUUCUACAAAGAGAGGCUGCCAGCGGUUGAUGACAGUCAGAUAUGACUGUCCAGAAGCUGGUGGCCACAGCUGUGUUGGUAGCUCUGGUCUCACUUAUUCUCAACAACGCCGCUGCCUUUACCCCCAACUGGGUGUAUCAGACCUUGGAGGAUGGGCGAAAGCGCAGUGUGGGGCUGUGGAAGAUGUGCUGGCUGGCAGAGAAGGGAAGAGGAGGUGCAGGCACAGGUGCCAGGCAUGGGCAAGGGGCAGAGCGUGAAUGUGAAUCCUUGGGCUGGGGUUCGGAGCCAGCUGGGUUCCAGGAAUCUCGUAGCACUGUCAAACUGCAGUUUGACAUGAUGCGAGCCUGUAACAUGAUUGCCACGGUGGCUCUGACAGCUGGCCAGCUCCUCUUUGUGUUGGGAUUGGUAGAACUGCCCAUUAUCUCCCAGGAUACCCAGUGGUGGGAAGAAGCCAUAGCCGCGGUGUUUCAGCUUGCCAGUUUUGUUCUGGUCAUUGGGUUGGUCACCUUCUAUCGUAUUGGACCCUAUACCAGCCUGUCCUGGUCUUGCUACCUGAACAUUGGGGCUUGUCUUCUGGCCACACUGGCUGCUGCCAUUCUCAUAUGGAACAUCCUUCACCGACGGGAGGACUGCAUGGCACCCAGAGUCAUCGUUAUCAGUCGUACCCUGACUGCUCGCUUCCGACGUGGGCUGGAGAAUGACUAUGUUGAGUCACCAUGUUGAGAAUAUGUGGGUAAAAGGGGCUGACUCUUCAGAGAAGACGACAUACAAAAUGGACUGCUUUCUAUGAAAUAUGCCAUGUAAUUUAAACACUGAAGGAAAUCACUAAGUUCACUUUUCAAUUAAAGAAGCCCAACGUUAUUACUUGGAUGGGCUACAUCUAUAUACAUGUGUACAUUAUACACCAUCUCUCCUCUCUGAUGUACAGUGUAAAAUAUUAACAGCUUAACUAUCCUGAUGGAACUUCAGUCAAAAGUCAGGGAUAUUAAGAGUGGUGGCUUAUGUACCCAAACCCAGGAAAUGCAUCGCAAAAAAGAGGACAAAAUGGGGCAGAGAUUUAAAUAAACGUGCACCUGCUAAUUUAAAUGUACUGUCGCAAAUUUAGAAACAAUUGCUAUAAUUAAAUAGAAACACAAUAUAUUUCACCAUGGUGGGGAACAAGAUGGUAACCUGUGUGUCUGUGCAAACUGCUGUCCAGGUGCUAACUGUUGAUGGACAGCAACUUAUAAAGCCCUCCCUGUUUUCUUUCCUUAUGGUUCUUUAACUUUAAACCAGGCAUGAAGUAGAACGCCCUUCAAAUGGAGGAUGACUUUAAGCAGAAGGCUAUAAUCUGAGAAGUAGGGCACAUGGCCAUUCUAGGCAGAUUUGAGAUGUGGCAGAUCUACCCAAGAUGAGUUUUGUAGGACUGUGGAAAGGGGGAAAGAUAACCCAAUAUUCCAAGCUUGAAACUUGGUUCAGAGAAAGUUAUCCCGCAUCCAUUUUUUGGAUCCAAUAACAUAAAGCACAUGAAAGAGGAAAGGAAAACUUGUUCCAUGUCACAUUUUCAUCAACAUCAUACAAUUAAUAAUGCUUGUGUAACACAUACAUUAUAUUAAAGAGUCAACCAUCCAUAAUGUUAAGUGCAUCCAAUCUGGUAGGAACAAUUGUUUCCAUUUCAAAAUUUACAAACCAAAAAGCUACUGACAUAAUAGUAGAAUUUAUAAAGAAUGACAGCAAUUUUUUUAAAGAAUGAAAGUUGAAGGUUUCAAGCAUUUCUUCUUUAAAGCAAAUGUUUCAGAAAGCUUUGCAUGCUAUUAAACAGAUGAUAAAAAGUACACCCAAAAAACCCAACACCUUGUAAUGUGAUCCAUUUAUAUAUUUAUGUUAAUAACCACAGUCCCUCUUUUCAUCACCCUAAACAGUUACCCAGUUCAAAUUUUACUACUGGGCAUUUUCAUAUUUGGUGCUGAUUUGAAAGAUUCACUACUGGGUAUGUAAGAUGCCAUGUCAAAAAUUGAGAUCAGAGGCGGAUUUAAGACUGUGCAACCAGUUCCGCCACACUGGAUACCAAGCCUAGGGGAUGCUGCAGGGCAUCACAACUAUGGUGUAGUGAAUUAAGAAUGGAAGGCAAGAGGCAGGGGGGUGCUGAAUUUUGGCCUCACACGCUGAAAAUUUGAAAGACCAAAGUCCACCCCAGUUGAGAGACAAACUACAGACGCUAUCAGGAGGCGCAGACGUAGGGUAGAGUUUGAGUUGGGUUUACUAGAGAUGAAAGUUACUCCUAAUUUAACUAAUGGGAGUGCAAAAAUAUUGCCUUCCAACAAGCCUCAUAAUUCUGUUUGGCAUAGCACUGAAAUUAUUGUAAAACGGCCAGGUCCAAAACACAUGGAAGAAAGAAAGGUGGGAAAAGCAGGAAGUGACAUGUGUGUCACAUAAAACUGAAGAUGCUACAAUUUUGCUAUAGGCAUAGCCACUGAGACAGAGAGGUCAGGAUGACAGAGCUGUGAACUUAUAUAUUUGCUGUCUCUUUCCAGAGACUUGUGUAGUAUAUAUCUUUAAAUCUGUGCUUUGAUUUUUGGCGUCACCAGCUCAUCUUCUCCACCCCACUCCACUCCCACCCCAAUUUCAUUUUCUUCACACAGAAAAUAAUCAAGCUGGCUCUUGAAUUUCAUUACAAUGCAAUUUGGAUGCCAAAUAAGGGAGAAAGCCAAGUUUGUCACUUAAGCCGUAACACUGCAGGACAAAUUAGCGCCCAUAGCACACAUACAGUUAUUGAGGAACUAUAGUAAGUGCAGAAUACACACUAACCAUUCUUGGGUGUCUCUAGUACUAUGAAACUUCAUACAUAAAAUUAUUCAAGACAAUUAAAGUUAAUACUUCUGUGGACACUUACCUGAACACACUGGGUCUUGCUGUUGAAUAGGACUGUACUGUACCUAUACUGUUGUAUAGGAUUGUACUGUAAAUAAUGCAAGUUGGAACCAUGAAAUGAAAAUUGUGUGGGCACGCAACUAUGUGUUGAAACAAAUUGUCCUUUCCUGCUCUUAAUUUCCCACCACACUCCACGGCCAGCCUCCAGAAUUUAACACAGACUUGUAAGGCCAUCUUCCUAAGACUGCACUGAAUGAUCACAUAAUCAAAAACUGGAUUUUAUUUUAAAAUUUGCCUGGCUUGCUUUCUGGAAAAGCUCUGUAUGCUAAAAAUUAAAUGUGCUCUAAUUAACUACCUUUAAUAAAAUAAAAUAAAAUAUUGGAAUAUUUAAGACAUGUUAUUUCUGCUAAUAUUGCAAUAGCCAUACUAUAAUAAUGUGAAAUUAAAAACAAAUGGUGGCUCUGUGGCCAGUUCUACUGUUA
Molecule: messenger RNA, 4155 nt
Organism: Podarcis muralis (Common wall lizard)
Lineage: Eukaryota; Metazoa; Chordata; Lepidosauria; Squamata; Lacertidae
Gene: TMEM204
Product: transmembrane protein 204
Biological process (GO): smooth muscle cell differentiation; lymph vessel development; regulation of vascular endothelial growth factor receptor signaling pathway
Cellular component (GO): plasma membrane
Source: RefSeq, a predicted model, not a curated record